UCUUUUGUUGCGCUCCGUUCGCCAGCUAAUGAGCCUGUCAGGAAGCGAAACCAGAUUGUACUGCGCAUGUGCAGUAAUCCGAUGGUUUGAGUCGUGACGUCGCCUCUUGUGACUAUCCUUGACGAGAAGGCGGAAGCUGGUUUGGAAAAUUCUCGGGGCGUGUCAGUCAGCGUGUAAAUAAUAAAACUCAUGGUUUAGAGUUACUUUAGACAGACGUCUUCCUGUGAACGAAAGACGAAUCUCUGUUAACACCAUGGCUUCACCAACCCCUCUGUCCAAGGCCAACACCACCUUCUCUCUGGCUCUCUUCAAAAAGUUGGGAGAUGACGACAAGACAGCGAAUGUCUUCUACUCCCCUUUCAGCAUCUCUUCAGCUCUGGCUAUGGUGAUGCUGGGGGCCCGGGGCAACACAGCCACGCAGAUGUCAGAGGUCCUCAGCUUCACCGAGGCGGAGGAGCCCCGGCAUGCGGGACCACAGCAGAUGCAGAUGCAGCAGCAGGUCCCGUUCACACUGCCCGCGCAUCUGCUGAAGUGCCUGAAAACCCAGGAUUGUCUGGAUGAAGUCCACGUCAGCUUUGGCCAACUGCUGAGCGAGCUCAACAAGGCCGACGCUCCGUAUGCCCUCAGUGUUGCCAACAGGCUGUACGGGGAGCAGUCCUACGAGUUUGUGGAGGAUUAUUUAGGAAACACCAAGAAGCACUACAGGGCAGAGCUGCAGUCGGUGGACUUCAAAGCCGGCUCAGAGGCGGCCAGGCUCAACAUCAACGCAUGGGUGCAGGAGCAGACACAAGGUAAAAUUAAGGACUUGCUGGCCGAGGGAGUUGUGAACAGCCUCACCAGGCUAGUGCUGGUCAAUGCCAUCUACUUCAAAGGCAACUGGAACAAGCAGUUUGAAGAGAGUGCCACACGGGACGCUCAGUUUAGACUCAACAAGAAUGAAACCAAGUCAGUGAAGAUGAUGCACCAGAAAUCCAAGUUCCCUUUGGCUUACAUCCCAGAAGCCAGCUGCCAGAUCCUAGAGAUACCUUACAAAGGAAAGGAGCUCAGCAUGCUCAUCUUUUUACCCAAUGAGAUAGAGGACAGUACAACAGGCCUGGAGAAGAUAGAGAAGGAGCUGACCUAUGAGCACUUUGUGGAGUGGACUCGUCCAGACAUGAUGGAUGUAGUUGAGCUCCAGGUGGGGCUUCCUCGGUUCAAGAUGGAGGAGAACUACGACAUGAAGAAUGUCCUCGUCAGCAUGGGCAUGGUGGAUGCUUUCGACAUGUCAAUGUCUGACUUCUCUGGCAUGGGUCCCGGCAACGACCUGGUGCUGUCGAAAGUCGUCCACAAGGCUUUCGUGGAGGUCAACGAGGAGGGAACUGAGGCGGCUGCCGCCACUGCGGCUGUCAUGAUGCUUCGCUGUGCCAUGCCCAUGACACGCCCCUUCAUCGCAGACCACCCCUUCCUCUUCUUCAUCCGACAUAACAAGUCCAUGAGCAUUCUCUUUGCUGGCCGUUUCUGCUCCCCAAAGUGAUCACGCCAUUGAGAACGGUGUUUCUCAACAGGAGGGGGAGGGGUACCACACAUCUACUAUUACAACAGUUUACCAUCUUAUUAGCAUUGCUGGAAGAAUGUUGAUAAUCGGCACUGUGGAGUUCCCUCUAGCUCAUCACCCUGUGAGUCCUCUGUCUUUAACACCAGAAUGACCAGUAAAGUUGGAGGUGUGGACAUGUCCUCAAUGUGGCUUCUUGGUUGCAUCACCUCUGGGUGUUUCUAGAGGUUUGUGGAGUUGCACUGUUUGAUCUUUUGCACCUAAUCUCCUCUUUAGGAUCUGGUUUACUUUGUCUGUACUACAUGUAUAGCUUUGUUUGCUGCACCCUUUACACCCUACCUGAGUUAAUCUACACCAUUAAAGCCUGACACCCUGAGAAAGA
This is a messenger RNA of Pseudoliparis swirei, 1913 nucleotides long. RefSeq names its product serpin peptidase inhibitor, clade B (ovalbumin), member 1, like 3 (gene serpinb1l3). The record is from RefSeq and is a predicted model, not a curated record. The coding region runs from base 254 to 1513 and encodes 419 amino acids. Gene Ontology annotation, biological process: negative regulation of endopeptidase activity. Gene Ontology annotation, molecular function: serine-type endopeptidase inhibitor activity. The transcript is spliced from 10 exons. NCBI's taxonomy places the organism in Eukaryota, Metazoa, Chordata, Actinopteri, Perciformes, Liparidae.